AUGAAUGUGGGGUCACUGCAAGAUCCCCGGGGGCCAUGUGAGCAGGUGGCGAGCUCACAGAGCAGUGGGAGCCCAGCAGGUCCCGAGCAUGGUCACCCAAGGUCCCCAGGCGGGUCACGAGUGGUGGCUAUCCCUCCAUGUGGUUCAGUGUCACAUCUCCCAUUCGCAAUGGGCACACCAAGGGUCUGCUACAGUUUAAAGACAUCCACGACUCCAGGGCCUCCGUGUGCAUCGCCUCCAUCUCGUCCCACAGGUGCCUGCCGGUGCCCAUGUUCCCACAGGUUGGCUCUGAAACUCAGUUGUGCUGGUCUCAUCCUUCUUCUCUUGACCGUGGUUGGACUGAGUGUUUUAGUGCGAGUCUUAAUACAAAAGCCACCAGUAGGAAACUGCAGAGAGUAUAUUCAAGAGAACAUAACUGAACUAACAGGGAAUCCAGCUAAGCUACAGUGCCCAAAAGACUGGCUUCUACACCAAGAGAAAUGCAUACGUUUUUCUGGAGAUUCUAACAUUUGGAAGGAAGGUCGAUCUGACUGUGCUGCAAGAGGAGCCACUUUGCUGCUCAUUCAAGACCAAGAAGAACUGAGAUUCAUAAAGGAUUCGAUAGAGAAAAAAGGCAAUUCAUUUUGGAUUGGACUAAAUUACUCAUUGCCAGAGAAGCACUGGAGAUGGAUAAACGGCUCCACUUUAAGCUCUGAUGUAUUCCAAAUUACUGGUGAAGCUAAAACAAACAGCUGUGCCUCCAUCUCGAAGGACAAAGUGGUUUCUGAGGACUGUGCUUCAGACAACUAUUGGAUCUGCCAGAAGGAACCAAAACAUGUCUCUGAAACCAGGUUUAAUGACUCCUGA
This is a messenger RNA of Arvicola amphibius (Eurasian water vole), 846 nucleotides long. Its product is annotated as killer cell lectin-like receptor subfamily B member 1A. The coding region runs from base 1 to 846 and encodes 281 amino acids. The transcript is spliced from 7 exons. The record is from RefSeq and is a predicted model, not a curated record. Lineage: Eukaryota; Metazoa; Chordata; Mammalia; Rodentia; Cricetidae.